Messenger RNA from Vavraia culicis subsp. floridensis, 1773 nucleotides. RefSeq lists its product as uncharacterized. The record is from RefSeq and is a predicted model, not a curated record. Gene Ontology annotation, molecular function: protein binding. The transcript has a single exon. Lineage: Eukaryota; Fungi; Microsporidia; Pleistophoridae. The coding region runs from base 28 to 1635 and encodes 535 amino acids.
AAUACGUAAAAUUUAGACACCCUUAAAAUGACGAAUGGUAACAAAAAGCUUGGCGCGUUCGUUUUUACUGCACUCACCACGGUAACAGCGGCUCUGUUCUAUUAUGGCUACAAAAAAUACCGGGAAAGAAAAAGGCUGGCACUCGGUGUUUCGAUCAAAGAGGAGGGCAAUUUGCACUACAAGAACAAGGAAUACGCGAGCGCACUCGAGAAAUAUCUUAUUGCUCUUUCGUAUACAAGAACCUGCGAUGGUGAACAUCUGAAUAUCCUAAACAAUAUUUCAUUGACAUACAUUCUUCUAAGAAACUACGAGGAAGCACUGAUCUAUACCAACAGAUUUUUGGCUCUUGAUAGAAAAAAUGCGAGAGUUUUGAAAAGGCGCUACGAAAUACACAAGUCGCUGGAAAUGCUAUUGGAGAGUGUGAGUGAUGCGUUUAUCGCCGGGUUCCUGGAUGGUAGUCAGUAUGGCAGCCUGGGCAAAAGUGCGCUGGAAAGUAUCGUUGAGAAGGAGGUGGAGAACGUAAUGGAUAGGAAAAAUGUAUUCCCGUCAAAAAUCAACGUUGAGGAAUAUUUUGAAACAUUUCCUGAUGUGAGCAAGCUGUUUGUGAAGCAUGGGGUGGAAGGUACUGUUGAGAAUGCCGAGCAAGAAGGGGAAAUCGCACAAAAGCUUUCAGAAGAGGUCAGUAGCGGCGGGGAAGAAGCCGGAGAUCAGACCGGAGACGAACAUGGAAUUAUGGAAGCUGAAAGCAGAAAUAAAAUGUAUGCUACGUCGAAUUUAGGUACCACUGAAGUAAUUGAUGAACAAACCGGUGAAAUAAAUCACAAAAAAUUACGAUAUGAGAAUUACAAGCAGAUAUACGCAUCCAAGGAGAAGAACAGCCUCGUUUUGUUCAUAAAAGCAAGCAUCGAACAUCUCAAGGGAAAUAAUGAACGUGCGCUGUCAAUCAUAAAAAAUGACGUGUUUUAUUACUCAGCCAUACUGAGAGAAUAUCUUACAGUUUUAUUGGGUGGACGGAAAAUUAGUAGAGAAUUUCUCACGCUGAUGAAAAAAAGAGAAAGCGAUUUAAGCGUGUUGUUCUACAGCACUUUGAUUUAUCUGCAGCUGAACGACAUGAACUAUCUAAAAUGCCUUGACAAAGGACUAAAAAGCUAUCCUGAUCAGUUUUACAUAUUGAGAAUUUGCGAUUUGAUACAAAAUAAAGAAUAUAACAGGGUUGAGAAAAUACUGAAAGAUUUGAAAAUGGAGACAAUUGCGCUGAUGUCGCUUGCAUGCGAGUUUUACUUCCUCAUAAAAAAGUACGAUGCGGUUCCAGAUCUUAUCAUCAGGAUGCAAGGUAUAGAUAAAGAAGAUCCCAGAGCAUACCUCUUCCGAGCAAUGCUGAGGGCAGAAAAGAACGAAGAGGGUGUAAAGGAAGACAUAUUGAAGUGUCUCGAGAUUGACAAGACAUUUAUGAAACCGUGUAUAAUACUGGGAAACUAUCUGAUGAAAAGAAAUGACAAUGAGUGUGUGAAGUAUUUUGAGAUGGCAAGAGACCUGAGCGGUGUUAAGGGUGAUGUCGAGGCAGCCAUACAAGCGCUUGUUUUGUUACGGGUGCAGGAUAUGUGUGUAAAAGAAUAUCCUGAUUUGUUCAAGUAAGACUGUGGCACAAAGAUUGCUUAUUCGGUUAAAAGUCCGUUAGAUAAAACGAAAUGAUUGCUACUAAGAAAUGCACAGGCAACAAAUGAGAUGACCAAUCCAUCUAAAUAAAAAAUGGCGAAUGAAUUGUUAGCAAGA